Molecule: messenger RNA, 4886 nt
Organism: Odontomachus brunneus
Lineage: Eukaryota; Metazoa; Arthropoda; Insecta; Hymenoptera; Formicidae
Product: serine proteinase stubble-like
Exons: 10
Coding region: 994-3750 (918 amino acids)
Biological process (GO): proteolysis
Molecular function (GO): serine-type endopeptidase activity
Source: RefSeq, a predicted model, not a curated record
ACGCUGGACGCAAUGAGGCGAUCCUCAAAGCGCGACCGGUAGUCGAACCGCGUGCACGCCGAGUACGAGGAACAGCAAGUGCGCGAGGACUCUCACGCAUACCGGAUUCUUUCAAUCUUCCUGUUUUCUUUCACGCUUCCCUCCUACUUUCCCCUGUAACUCGCGGCCCGAUCGUCUCGGAAACAACCAGGAUGAGGCGGAACCGAGUGCCGAUCGCGAAGACGUGAGUAACCGACUGGAUGUCGCCGAAGAUCCCGUGGCGUCGCGAUCGGUCGCGUUAUCGGCACCUUCCGCAGAGAAUCGGCACGCAGCGACGUCGGACAUCGGUGAGGUGGUCCUCGGUUUCUCUUCUUUAAGACCAGACUCGCGAUUUAUGUGUUUAACGCUCGCAGCCCGAUUGCGCGGCCAGGACUGAUCGUGCGAUGCGCAUCGCGAACACGUUCGGUUGCCAAAUCGACUUCGAAUGUGCGAGCGCGGCUUCGAGUUUGCGGGAACGAUCGACGGCAAAAGUGGCCCGGGAAUGACGAUCGACUGAGGAUCGUGCGAUAAGGCCGGCGAGGACUGUGAGGAAAACGAUCAGCUGCUCCAAAUCGACAUCCCCGGGACUCGCCGGGGGACCGCGCCCGGAUCCGCGCAAUUUCGCGUGCCAGGUCAGAUUAUCGAGGAGCCCGCGUUAAUCCCUCGACCCUCGGCCGCUCGGUCCCGUCAACAUGAAGAACUGACUUUCGGCGGAUCUCGGUCCCGAGGCGGAGCCGACGAAAGAAUUCGCCGGUCCACGUCGACCCGCGUCGCUCUGGGUGAAUCACGAUGGUGGUUUCCCCGCGCGAGCAUGCCGUUGCCAUCGGAAAUCCGUGCUUGUCGCUGUGUCUGGGGCACGAGAUGAGUCACGAGGAUACGUUGAUUCGAAGUGAGCGCGGAUGAAGUGAUUACGAGGACUCGCUGGAUUUCCAAAUCGCGGACCAUUUCGGUCCGCGGGCGUUCGAAGGGAUCAGGAUGCGGUGGAUCGGUUACGUGGCCACGAUUCUCUGGUGGUCGGGCAUCGCCAGGUCUCUCAGCACGCUGAAUCGAGGUCACAGUUACAAAAUCAGCCCAAAGCCCUGCAAAGUGCCCGGUUCUGAGGGUAAGGAAGGCACGUGCAUGUUUGUGUGGGAGUGCAUCAAGUCCGAGGGCACGCACGUGGGCGUGUGCGUGGAUACUUUCAUGUUCGGCAGUUGCUGCGUCCACAACACGACGGUAAACGCAAUAAGCUCGUCGCAGCAGCAUCCUCAUCAACAUCAUACUCAUCCUCACCAUCAUCAACAGCAACAACACGACAAUCUGUCGAGUACGCAUAGGCCAACCCUGCUCUCGGCCGGGAACGAGUCGACCAGACUGACGUCAACCUCCCUCUCGAGCUCUUCCUCGUGGAUGGCGUCGAGCACGGCUAGACCGAGUCUCCAUCAUUUCUCAGAAUCUCACAGUCCUGUCGAAGGCUCGACCAGGCCGAUGAAACCGAACGGGCUCGCGCGACCCUUGCAGAAGAGGCCGCACGCCAAGCCGACGUCCGAGCACGACGUCGACAGAUCGCAGACGCCCGCGAUACCCGCCGCGUCUCCGUCCUCGUGGGGCGAAGAAAGACCGCAGGAUAACAAGAGACCCGGUCAUCCGCACCAAAAGAUCAGGCCGGCAACGGCAAGCGAGAAGCCUUCGUCUAGCCCGAGUCAGCCGGGCUUCAAAGAUAAGCUGGACGCUGCUCAUAAUAUUUUAGCGGUACGUCUGCCGGCGAAGGAACACGCGUCGCCAGAGAACGAAGUCGCCGGAUCGACCUCCAGCAAGCCGAGCAAGCCGAGCAAGCCGAGCAAGCCGAGCAAACCGAGCAAUCAGAGGCCUUUUGAAUCGAGACCAGAUGAUGGCAAGACUGAAGACGCCGAUCUCUCCGUGCAGGAGACGAUACACCGACCAAACGUUAACUCCGUCAUGGAAAGUGAAACGGCGAAAGAGCCCCAUCCGAGUUUGAAUUUCAUACACACCGAGCGACCGCACUGGGCGACCAAACCCGCGCAGUCGAAACCGACGACGGAUUUCUCCAAGCCGUACUUCUCCAUCAAAACGACCACUUACCGGCCAAUCUCGAUAAGUAGCCAAGCAGAUCAUCGGCCGAAUUUCAUCUCGAAGCCGAAUACUUGGUCACUGUCCACAAAAACGUCCACGACGACUGCUAAGCCGACGUAUAUGAAGCAACCUUCCACUAGCGCAGCCGGAUCCAUACCACAAACCUCUCAUUGGCAAGUGACCACAGAACCGGCGUUCGUCACGAAGCAAAAACCCUCAUCGCUAUCGUCAUCAUCGUUCUCAUUGCCGUUUUCGUCGUCGUUAUCGCCUUCGUCGCCUUCGUCGUUCUCCUCGUCCUCAUCCUCAUCUUCGCCGUCCACAUCAUCGUCAUCCAAGCCGAUAACCACGAUUACUGCAUCAGAGACCGUAAGAGUGCCACCUUCAGGUACGAGCUCUCAUUUCUGGUCAAACAGCUGGACACCGCCUAGACCGUCCUUGAAACCGCAUUGGACGGACAAUCCUGGUCUUCUGCAGAACGGCCCUGAAAACUUCCCGCCACGACCGAGUUUCAAACCGACCGAAUCGCUGCAAAGCACCGAGUACCAGAAACCUCUGGGCUCGGCGCACUACAUAACGACGUCCCACUUGGAGACUUCAACUAGGCCGCGGCCCACGAAGAAAACCACAACGCUCAGCACAACGUCGUCCACAUUGAUGUCCUCGACCACCACCACCACCACCACCAGCAGCAGCAGCAGUAGCACGGCCAGCCCGAUGACCGCGAUGGCAACAAUGACGACUACGAGUAGCACGACAAGCGCAAGUACCGCGAGUGUCACCACCACGACGCAGGGACCGUCGACCACCGGCGCCGAAGUAGCGGCGAGCGAGAAAACAGGUUCGGUGAUGACGGUCGCAGCCGCCGACGAGAGUAAGGGCAUGCAAUGCGGCGUGCCGCCGUUAUUUCCUCGGCCGGAAACGAGGAUUGUCGGCGGUAAGGACGCGCCGUUCGGCCGGUGGCCUUGGCAGGUGUCUGUGCGCCGGACCUCCUUCUUUGGCUUCUCAAGCACCCAUCGGUGCGGCGGCGCGGUGCUCAACGAGAAUUGGAUCGCCACGGCGGGCCAUUGCGUCGACGAUUUGCUGACGUCGCAAAUCCGAAUACGAGUCGGCGAGUACGACUUCUCGUCGGUGCAGGAGCGGCUGCCCUACGUGGAACGCGGCAUCGCCAAGAAGGUCGUGCACCCGAAGUACAACUUCUUCACGUACGAGUACGACUUGGCGUUGGUGCGACUCGAGAGUUCCUUGACCUUCGCCGCGCACAUCUCGCCCAUCUGCCUGCCGGCCACGGACGAUCUCCUGAUCGGGGAGAACGCGACGGUUACCGGCUGGGGAAGGUUGAGCGAGGGCGGCACACUGCCCUCGGUGUUGCAGGAGGUCUCCGUGCCGAUAGUGAGUAACGACAGGUGCAAGUCGAUGUUCUUGAGGGCCGGCAGACAUGAGUUCAUACCGGACAUCUUCCUCUGUGCCGGUUAUGAGACUGGCGGACAAGACUCCUGCCAGGGCGAUUCCGGAGGUCCUCUUCAAGUUCGCGGGAAGGACGGCAGAUACUUCCUCGCUGGUAUCAUAUCCUGGGGCAUUGGAUGCGCGGAGGCCAACUUGCCCGGCGUUUGUACACGGAUCUCUAAGUUCGUGCCGUGGAUUUUGAAGAACGUCACCUGAUCUGCUUUACGGAAGCGGCGGAUCGAACGCGAGGACCGUAAAACAGCGGGAAAAUCCGGCGAAGUUUUUUCGCGUGCAAGUAAGCGAUUCGUAAUGUGUUGUGAACUGCGCGAUGUCAAAGGGCGCCAUCCUACUUCCUGGUCGCAAAUGUCUUGUCUCUGUUAUCAUUUGCAUUUAUUUAUUUGCAUCUACACUGCCGCUCACGAAAUAACAAUGUGGUUACACAGAGAGAAAGAUAUAUAUAUAUAUAUAUAUAUAUAUAUAUAUAUAUAUAUAUAUAUAUAUAUAUAUAUUCCGCACUGGAAGGAAAGUUGAGACCUCGUCAUCUAUCAUCGUCGAAUUAUCAAAUAUGUUCUAGCGACGUAUGCGAAAUCCCGUGCAUUGUAACAGCACACACUGAACUGUAUUUAUAUAUAAAUCUAAGUAAGGAAAUAAUAUAUUUGCUAGACUAAGGAUAGUUAGAUAACCGAGGGAAGUCUGAGUUGUAAUAAAGAGACCGAAGGAGUUAGACCGAUAGACUAAAGGGUACGUCGUUACCAUUGAUGUCACUUUGCUCCGAACAUGAACGUUACGACACACAAAACUUUCGAGCACAUCAAUAGUAAAUCUACUGCAAAGUUUAUGAAAACAAUUUUCAAGUCAAGCAGCGUAAGCUCUGCGGGCUCGAGGAGUUUAACUCCUCCAAUAGUCAACUUGACAUACUGAAGAAGAAUUGUUGAAAAAACUGAAGAAACCGAAGAGAAUCACAAAGAAUAUGGUAUGUUUGAAUUUUUAUAAUUACCAUAAUUUCAUAAUUUCCGUAAUUUUUGCAGCAAACAUACGAUGAACACCUUUGUUAUAUCAAUUGGGAGAGUGCAUAAAAGUUCUUGCCCUUUUCACUCUACAGCGUGGAAUAACUCGGAACGUUCUUCCAUAUGCUCAAUCCUGCACACAUUUCAGGUUACACACUGCCUCUCUUUCUUAUCUUUAUACUUCUUUAUUUACAGAUAGGAAUUUUGUACAGAGCACAACGUUAUAAUUGCGUAUGUUUGAUAAUAGUUGCGUGCGAGCUAGGAGAGGAGAGAGGAGUCUACAUUAUAAAGUAUAAAACUAUUUAUAAGUAUCGCCAAAUAAACGAGUGUUUAUUUAAACCUUAA